CUACUUCACUAUGUCAUUCUCGACCUUAUUGCGUUGGAAUUAGGGUUGGGCAAAAAACAUGCGCUUGCGUCGAAUACGCGUCAGUCGCAACUCCGCAAUUGUGAGGAACGGUCGUGUUUUGAAUAAAAUAUUUAGUGUAAAGUUUGUAAUUUCAAAAUAGAAUGUGUUAGUGGUUGACUAUGGAGAAAUACUGGAUUUGCUUGCUUCUGUUGGCGGCCGGCGCAGUAAGCGCGCAACAAAACGAUGAUGACAGCUACCAGCAACUGGACUACAGAGACUACGACCAGUACGAUUACUUCGGGCCUGAGCUCCACGACGAUGUCCUAAGUCUACCAGAAGCCAAAGACGACAAUAAUCUUCCUGAAGACAACGCCAAAGAGAAGUUUGAAGCGGAUUACCAGAUAGAAGAUAACCGAUCUGCUCAAAAUGUGGACGAACUUAACGAUGAGAGUGAAGAAAAUGGUGACGGUGAUGAAAAUGGAGACAGUGAGAAAGAUAUUGAACAACCUAGUGCGGAUGAGACCGUAAAUUCUGCCGAAAAUGUAGCAAAUUUAAGUACAGAAGACCUAGAAGUGAAAUCAGCUGAACCUGAAGAAAUAAACCCAAGCAAAAAUAAAGAAGAGCCUAUGCAAGUUGCUGAAGAUGAAGCAGUUGAUAAGCUUGAUGAUGACGCCUCAGUUGACCAACUUGACAUCAGCAAAGAAAAAGUUGUUUCACAAGAAGAUAAUAUUUCCUAUUUCAAACCCGAAGAUCAAAACUUCAUGGACGACAUUGUUGAAGAAACAAAGCAGAUUCUUGAAGAAACAGAUGAUAACUUUGACGAAGGUAACGCCGCAGAUGACAACGGUGAGGAUGAAGCCAACGACAAAUACGCAGAAGAAGCAGCUAAAGAUAUCCUAGAGUCUUCUCAGGGCGAUUUAAUUGCAGAGGAUACCGUAGACAAAGUAUACGAUGAUCUGAACGAGGAUUUGGAGAAACUAAUGGAAACUUGGAGGAAACUGAAUGACGAAAAUCCGGAUUACGUCGAACCGGAGAAAAACGCAGAUGAUGACUUAAAACCAGACCAGAUUUCUGAAUACGAAGAAAAGUUUGGAGUACCUUAUGGAGAAAAAUACGUACUAUCACUCCGGGAAGACUACGAUGCUGCUAAUAAUGAAGAGAAAAUGUCGGAUGAAAUCGAUGAUGCCGUCAAUGAAGAAGAUGAAAAAGACACAGAAGUAGAAAAAGUAGAAAACAAAAAUAGCAAGGAUAUUGAAAAUGACGGUGAAAAAACUAUGGAUAUUAAAAAUGAAGAAGAAAUCCAAAAUUAUGACGAUGAUGACGGUCUGUUUAAAGACGAUCCAGAGGCUGAUGACGCCACGUCAGAAGAAGAUGAUGAUGAUGAAGAUGAGGAUGACGAUGAUGAAGCAGUAGACAUGGAAGAAAAAUUGAUAGAAACCGGCGACGAUGGCAUACUCGAUGUAAAUAACUCUGAUGCUGCCGAUGACGUAAAUCUUAAUGCUGUUGUUUCUGAAAGUAAAACUAUCAAUGAAAAUGUAGAGACAAUUGUUCGUGACAGUAAACAACCACCUGAUACUAUCAAUGAAAAUAUACAGACAAAAACUUCACCUGCAUCAAACGAAGACAUAGAUGGUGAAAUUAUCGCUUCAGAAACUGUCACACCUAUUGACGUCAGCAGCCUUAACGCCGAGCAAUAUGACCAGCUGAUGGUGGAGUACGUUAAAGCGCAUGCCGACGAAUUGAGCCUUAAUAAUAUUGACGACGGAGAGACGCCGAUACGCAUGACUCUGACGCAGGAACCUCUGGUGGUGACGUCACCAAACUACCCGAAUCCGUACCCAACCAACAACAUUGUGGACUGGAUAUUCACCGGCGAAGGGAGAGGCAUAGAACUGAACAUCACUGACUUCUUCGUAAAUGGUGUUAUUGGUGACUACGUUCUGUUCAAGCCAGGUGGUCUCGAUGCAUCGGGUGAAGAAGGCCUGGUGUUCUCGCACAUGCUCAACGAACCUCGUCGCUACCGGUUCCUGGACGUGGACCAGAUGUUCGUCAGGUUCGUGGCCCAUCAAGGCUUCUCCUUCAGGAGAGGUUUCCAGUUCAGCGUCAGGAUGGUUGUGCCUCCCGAAGAGGACUCGUUACAACCUGUCCCCGAACCAGAAUCGUUGGUACCGGAACCAGCUGAAACCUUCACGAUCCUCAUCGGAGGCUUGACCCUGCCCGAGUUCAAAGAGUCCGAAGAGGCCUUCCGCACCAUCAUCGCUGAAAUGGCCAUAAUGUACAUCAACUCUAACGGCAUCGAGCAGGGACUAAAUUCUACUCGCGACGUGACGCAAAUCACUAACAUCGGCGUUUGCAACCUGAACUGGCCCAACGCAGCCCGCUGUUCCGAAGUCACCUUCGGGGUGCCUCUGGUGUAUGAGGAUGAUCGCGAGCCACGGCUGACCCAGGCCGAGUUACGGGCCAUGUGGUACCUGUACAGCACGCAGGAUCCCUUCGCUUUGAGGCUCAGCGCGAUGGGCAUGGAGGAGUUCCUGCCUCCGAACGACAGCGGCGUGCUGACGGCGUGGCUGGUGGCCGGCUUCGGGCUCCUGGUCUGCGUGGUGGUGCUGGCUCUCGCGCUGUGGCGGUACAGCUGCUUCGAGAAUUACGACAGGAUGCCGACGUACAGCGACCGCGACAGCGUGUACAGCGAGAAGCAGGGCCUGGACCUGUACCCCACGCCGCACCAGACGCUGCCGCCGCUCUUCGCCGAGAACGAGUACAAGUGGGACGACGGGAAGUUUGAAGACUCCACGAGGGUAGACAUGGGCGGGUUCACCAACAAGAGCUACAACCGAGACGAGCUCUUCGACAUAGAGUCGGAUGAGGACGUCAUCGCGCCCAACAAGCAUGAUAGGUACACCACAGACGUGUAGCCGAUUGUACAUAACUGCUAUACUGACAAUUAAGAUGGAACUACCAACCGAGGCACUUGGUAUGAGUCUAGCAGAGAAGUAUGUCGUAGUUAGUAUAGCAGCCGAUCGCGGUUUUGUUGUGAUUUUGCCAGUUAUACAGAAUGGUACUGAAUAAAGUGUGCAAAAGAAAGAUGAUCCUAUUAUUCCAAUACACCAAAAAACUAAACUAAAAAUAUAACAAUUUCCAACAAAAAGCUCGUGAGUUGUUUUUUUUUUUUAUUUAAGUCAUAGGAUCAACAGUUUUCUUUUUUGCAAUUUAGUCAGGACUAUGCUGUUAAUGUGCUAAGUACAUUCAUAUAGUAGAUAAAAUACCAAUAUAUUCUCUAAGAUUACCCAAAAAUAAACUGAAACCUUCAUAUUUUAAUCAGAGCUAUCUCUGAACUAAGUGCCCACAAAAUUGGUUCAGAAGUUUAGUAAAAAUAACUAAUAAUUUUGUAUUAAAACUGACCGGAUAUUGUAUAUAAAUUCUUAUAAUUUUACAAGGGAACCGGAUUCAGACGUACUUUAAUAAAU
Ostrinia furnacalis (Asian corn borer) is the source of this 3467-nucleotide messenger RNA. Its product is annotated as protein PFC0760c. The coding region runs from base 180 to 2915 and encodes 911 amino acids. The record is from RefSeq and is a predicted model, not a curated record. NCBI's taxonomy places the organism in Eukaryota, Metazoa, Arthropoda, Insecta, Lepidoptera, Crambidae. The transcript is spliced from 10 exons.